This is a messenger RNA of Vanderwaltozyma polyspora DSM 70294, 1569 nucleotides long. It is a transcript of the gene CAB3, whose product is annotated as phosphopantothenoylcysteine decarboxylase complex subunit CAB3. The transcript has a single exon. Gene Ontology annotation, molecular function: phosphopantothenoylcysteine decarboxylase activity; FMN binding. Lineage: Eukaryota; Fungi; Ascomycota; Saccharomycetes; Saccharomycetales; Saccharomycetaceae. Gene Ontology annotation, biological process: coenzyme A biosynthetic process. The record is from RefSeq and is a predicted model, not a curated record. Gene Ontology annotation, cellular component: phosphopantothenoylcysteine decarboxylase complex. Bases 1 to 1569 code for a protein of 522 amino acids.
AUGGCAGAAUUGCAAAAUUUUGAUCCUGACAAAAUUUCGUCAGGAGCAACUAGCUCCAAUGAACCACCAAAACCUGUUUCAAUAUUAAAUAGUAGGUCUACCUCUUUAACUGAUUCCCAAAACCCAAAUAGACGCAACACCACUCCCCCUGCUGAUUUAAGUCAGAUAAACAAGAUGUUAACAUCGAUGGAGCUGAAUGAAUCUUUCCAGGCCACCGAAAAUACCGACAAGCUAUAUGUUAUGGCUUCAAAUGAUAGCAAUAUUACAAACUCAACUCAAAACAGUAAUGUCAUGUUGAAUUUUCCUACAAAGCCUGCCAACAAUCUGGCUGCGUCAAACAGCAUUUUCGCCAAUGGAUCUGUGUCUGCUACAGGAACAGUAGUCUCCUUUACAACUUCGGAUAAUGAGAAGAUCCCCCAUCACAGAUACUCUAUAUCGUCAAAGCCUGCAAACGGCAGAACUUCGCAAUUGGCAUCUCCAAAUGGUAGUUCUGAUAAUUUAAUCAAAAAAGUCAGUGGGUCCAUUUUAUCCAACUUAGAGACUGAAAAGACAAAACAGGAGGAAACAGGCGAAAAAAGCUGCAUUGUUCAUAUGCCUGGUGAUUUCAUAUACUUUGAAGCAGAUAAGGAACAAUUAGAGGAACCGAUCCCAUUAACUCCGCUGUCUACCGUAACCAGCAACAAAGUUAAUACAAAAGAACGUUUUUCUCCUCCAACUGGACCUCAAAUACCUUUUACUGAAUUUUUACAGAAACAAGACGACAAGAAAUUCCAUAUAUUAAUUGCCGCCACUGGAUCUGUAGCGACUAUAAAAGUUCCAUUAUUAAUCGAUAAAUUAUUUAAAAUUUAUUCUCCAGAGAAAAUUUCAAUACAGUUGGUAGUAACAAAACCUGCUGAACAUUUCUUGAGAGGUUUGAAGAUUUCAACACAUGUUAAGAUUUGGAGAGAAGAAGAUGAGUGGUUGGCAUCGAGAAAGAUCAACGAUCCAGUGCUACAUCAAGAGUUACGGAAAUGGGCAGAUAUCUUCCUGAUAGCUCCACUAUCAGCUAAUACAUUAGCUAAACUGGCAAAUGGUAUCUGUAACAACUUAUUAACAUCUAUUUUUAGAGGAUGGUCAUCUAAUACACCAGUGGUCGUAGCACCAGCAAUGAACACUUUGAUGUAUACCAAUCCAAUGACAAAAAAACACUUAAAUAUGUUACAAGAAGACGCACCAUUUGUGACAGUUUUGAAACCUGUAGAAAAGGUACUUAUUUGUGGAGAUAUUGGUAUGGGUGGGAUGAGAGAAUGGAAUGAAAUUGUGGAGAUACUACGACAAAAAAUCUCUGAAGUAAAGAAGUCUCGUGAACAAAAUGAUGAAGAAGACGAAGACGAAGACGAAAACGAAGAAGACGAAGAUGAAGAUGAAGAUGAGGAUGAUGAGAAUGAAGAAUGUAGAAAUGAAGAUGAAGACGAUGAUGACGACGAUGACGACGACGAUGAUGACGAUGACGACGAUGACGACGAUGAAGACGAUGAUGAUGAUGUCGUCAAUGAAAAAUCUAAUGAACCAAUCCCAUCCAUAAAUUAA